Molecule: messenger RNA, 2301 nt
Organism: Zalophus californianus (California sea lion)
Lineage: Eukaryota; Metazoa; Chordata; Mammalia; Carnivora; Otariidae
Gene: OSM
Product: oncostatin M
Exons: 3
Coding region: 564-1280 (238 amino acids)
Biological process (GO): oncostatin-M-mediated signaling pathway; immune response
Cellular component (GO): extracellular region
Molecular function (GO): cytokine activity; oncostatin-M receptor binding
Source: RefSeq, a predicted model, not a curated record
CUGGGUCUGGCUUUGUGCCCAGAGCCCGGUGGUUUCCGCUCACAGAUGUCCCAACAGCCCCGGCAGGAGGGCGGGAAGGGCGCUCAAGAAGGAAGAUGUCUCGCUCCCCUCAGCCCCAAACCACAGUGGCUUGUGAGGCCGAUGGCUCCUGGGCCGAGCCUGGCCUGUGGGCCCUCCAAGGACCCAGUUGGCACACUCUCCCCUCUAUCCUGGGCACGGCUCCCUGCAGAUGGCGUGGACCCCCUUGCUCCCUGCUCACCCCAGGAAGGCUGAGGCUGCGGUUUGCAUCAUCCUUGGGCGUGGGGCUGACCUCGAAGAACGAAUUCGAAGAAAACAGGAGGAGGAGCAGUUUGCCACCGCACCCAGCUCCCAUUGGCCGCCCGUGGAAACUUUGGUUUUUGGGGUCAUGUUCCCAGAAGGCCUGCCCUUCCCCCCCCUCCCCACCCACCUCACGAGGUGUUGGCCAAUCGCCCUGGCGGGCAUAAAGUGGCUGCCAGCCCGCAGGGCUCCCAGCCAGGAGGUGUCACCCCCAGCAGGCGCCGGCCGGAGCUCGGGCACCCAGCAUGCGGGCACAACUUAUGCGGAGGACGCUGCCCAGUCUGGUCCUCGGACUCCUGUUCCUGAGCACGCCGGCCAUGGGCAGCUGUUUGGACAAGUACCAAGAGCUGCUUGCGCAGCUCCAGAAGCAGGCGGACAUCAUGCAGCGCACCAGCCUGCUCCUGGAUCCCUAUAUCCAAAGCCAAGGUUUGGACAAGGAUGGACUGAAGGAGCACUGUCGGGAGCGCCCCGGGGCCUUCCCCAGCAGGGAUGCCCUGCAGGGGCUCGGCAGGUGGGAAUUCCUGCGGACCCUUGACACCACGCUGGGCCGCGUUCUGCACAGACUGACUGCCUUGCAGCGGGACAUCCCCAAAGCCCAGGACUUGGAGACGCUGAAUAGGGCGAAGCAGAACAUUCGCGGGUUCAAGAACAACAUCCACUGCAUGGCCCAGCUGCUUCCAGGCUCCUCGGAGACAACAGAGCCCACUCCGACAGACCCAGGGACGUCUCCGUCGCCCACCCCCACCUCAGACACCUUUCAGCGCCGGCUAGAGGGCUGCAGGUUCCUGCAUGGCUAUCACCGCUUCAUGCACUCCGUGGGGCAGGUCUUCCGAGAGUGGGGGGAGAGCCCAAGUCGGAGCCGGAGACACAGCCCCCACCAGGGCCUGUGGAAGGGGACCCGCAGGAUGCAACUCUCCAGGAAGAACAAGAGACUCCUGCCCAGGGGGCAGCUGCCCCGGUAGCCUUAGGGGCACCCCUGGCAGAUAAAGGAUCCACAGGUACUGUGUAGGAUGGCAUCUCCCUUGGGGCCUCCAAACCCCACUCCCCUCUGUUCCCCACCUCUCAGAAGUGCACUUUAAGGUGUGGGAGCUAGGCAGGCCGCUCUACCUCCUCCGGGCUGGGACAGUAGAGUCCGGCCAUUGAGCCCCCAGCCCUGAGUUCCCCAGUCUCGGUGGGGUGGCAGGGUUAGGCCACGCGGGGCCAACUUUCCAUUGAUUCAGGGGUCUGAUGACACAGGUUGACUCAUGGCCAGACUGACUGCCCUCCCCCCCCCCGCUCUGCUCCCCAGAGGCCUGCCGGCCCUUCCCUCUCAUGACUUGCAGGGCUGUUGCCCCCAGACUUCCUCCUUUCCAUGGUGGCUUGGUUCCGAGGGGGAGGUCAGGGCCUGAGCAGGCCUCCUAUGCCUCAUUGCCAGUCUCAGACCAGACACCUGGACAUCUGGGUGACCUCACUUUAGGCAGCUGUGACAGGGGCAGAGUGUCCUAGAAGAAGCACUGAUCUGGGUGGGGGGGGGGGCACUCUAAGAACAGGGCUCAGGUCCCAGCUCAACCCCUAACUCACUCUGUGGCCUCAGGCAGGCCACUUUACCUCUCUGGACUUCAGUUUUCUCUUUGUGAUUCGAGGGGGUUGGUGUAAAGCCCUCUCUGCUUGUCAGUUGCUGGGAUUCAGUGACAUAGAGUGGCUAUCGGAAUGCAGUGCAAAUGGACAUGGCCAGAAGACUUGAGUUCUCUAUAGACCUACUACCUGGAAGCGCUCAGUCUUGGGUCCCGGCUGCUGGCUGCUCCCCCUGGUGGUGCAUCAUGAAAUAUCCUCAUGCUGAAACAAUGGUUGUGGGAGGGGGGCGGGCAGAAGAGGCUGGGCCAAUUCUUUGGAGGGAUAUGACUAAUUUAUCGAUUUUUAUUAGUUUUUAUCUGUUUCCUAUUUAUAAGGCUUAUUUAUGAUGUGUAUUUAAUGUUAUUAUUGUGCCAACAUAUAUUUAAAACU